AUGGGGAGGACUGGAUUGUUUGAUCUUGAAAGGUACUUCACCAUCUAUGGAGCAUAUCACAGCAACCCAGUUAACGUUUUGCUACAUACUUUCUUAGUGUGGCCCUUAGUCUUCGCUGUUGCGGUUCUUCUCCACUUCACACCUUCCCUAUAUAAUUUCCCAUCUGGGUUAAACAAUCACGGUUUCGAAUUGAAUGUGGGGUUGGUUUUGACUUUGAUGUAUGCCAUCUUUUAUGUCAAACUGGACAAGAAAGCUGGGUCCUUGGCAGCUUUGUUAUUGUUUCUCACCUGGGUUGGAGCCAAUGUUCUUGCUAGUGGGCUAGGGUUUGGUAAGUCAUGGAAGCUUGUUCUCGCUGUUCAGGUUUUCUGCUGGCCUGCACUGCUCAUAGGCCAUGGCGUUUUUGAGAAAAGAUUACCAGGUAUUGCAGACAGCUUUGUUGAAGGACUUCUGAUGGGGCCGUACUUUGUGUUGCUUGAGUUUCUUCAAUCAGCCUUUAGCUAUGAACCGUAUCCAGGGUUUAAUAAAAGCGUGAAGGAAAAGAUUGAAGCUGAUAUCAAAGCUUGGAAGGCCAUCAAGAAUCAAAAGAAACUCUCCUGA
Malus domestica (apple) is the source of this 597-nucleotide messenger RNA. Its product is annotated as 2-hydroxy-palmitic acid dioxygenase mpo1-like. The record is from RefSeq and is a predicted model, not a curated record. Gene Ontology annotation, biological process: sphingoid catabolic process. NCBI's taxonomy places the organism in Eukaryota, Viridiplantae, Streptophyta, Magnoliopsida, Rosales, Rosaceae. Gene Ontology annotation, cellular component: endoplasmic reticulum.